AGUUUCCAACAGGCCCGUACGGCAUUAAACCCGUCAUGGCUUCAAAUCCUAUGGAAGUCAUGGGGUCUUAUUUUAAUUUUAUUUUACACAAAGAGAUACCGGCUACCACUCAAGCGAAACGGCUGAAAUAAUUUGAAUAUUUAAGUGUUGGUUGAACAACGAGUCGACAGGAAUAUUUAUUUACGAACUUUGAUCAACGAGUCCCAGAUACAGAGCGGCUGUUAGUUACAGCAGUAAAAUGGAAAGUAAAGGAAAAGGAGAGAAAGCCUCUUUGGUUUCUUCACCGAAUUCUAAAUCCACUUUGUGCCAUCCAUCGAAACUCGCUUUCAAAGCGUACUUUCUCUUCUUCUACGCCGCCGUUGGAAGCUCCUUUCCGUAUUUGAUGCUCUUUUUUAAGCAGCUGGGAAUGAGCGCUGCAAAGGCUGGAAUUCUGAGCGGAGUUAAACUGUUCUCUGAAUUUAUCGGCGGGCCGUUUUGGGGAACAGUCGCUGAUAAAUUUAGAAUUCGAAAGAUUAUUUUAUUCGCGUCUCUUGUGUCAUUUUCUUCAGGAAUUUUAUUGUUUAUGCCUUUUCCACCGAGAAAUCAAGAGUGUAUCGAGACAAGAGCGAACGGUACAGUGAUAAAAACACCACUGAGUUUUACCACAGGAGAAAUACGAUACGAUAAAAGUCAUGAAGACGAGGAACAAAGCGAGGAAGAUGGCGGGUUUCUCAACCAUACAGGUCAUUCAAAUUUCACCCGUCGUAUCGACGAAACCGAGAUUUCACAGAUAUUUACAACUUUUUUAAUUAUAACCAUUAGCAGUCAAAUCGUCGGCUCAGUAGUGUUCAAUAUGCCUGAUGCGUUGGUCGCGGGUUUCCUCCAAGAGGGCAUCAGUACGUUCGGAUACUAUCGGGUAUGGGGCGAAGUUGGAGUCGCUAUUGGUUCGUUCGUUGUCGGAGGUGUCAUCAACUUUUACCAGUCGGAAGUGUGCGGCGAGAUCGUGAAAAACUACUUCGUUUUAUUUUAUUUUUUUGCUGGGUUUAUUUCACUAGCGAUGUUCACCCUAAUUUUCCUUAAGGCGACAUAUCCGGAUGAGGACACUAAUGAUUCAAACUUGUGGCUUUUAGUAAAAGAACUUAUGCGCUUUCAUAACGCCAUGUUCGUGGUUGUAGCUUGCUUCUUAGGCGUCCUCGUAGGUUUAAACGAGUUUUUCGGUCUGUGGUACUUAGAUGAUCUGGGAGCAGAACCCUACAUGUUGGGCCUGGCUUCCGGUUUGCGAUACACAGUCGCCACAUGCGGGUACACUCUCUCUAGAAUAGUUAUAGACAAAUUCGGACACGCAUGCACCAUAGCAGUCUGCUUGCUGUUCUACACUGUUGAUUACAUGAGUAUGUCGUUCGUUCGGAACCCCUGGCUGGGCGUGGCACUGUUUAGCGCUCAGGGCUUCUUAUACGGAACCAGCUGGUCUGCCUGUGUGGUUUUUGGUGGUACUGUGUCACUGCGAGUUGGUUUUUAUUCAGCAACCCAAGGCGUCCUUGGCGGAGUUUACUGGGGCUUAGGAGUCGGCACAGGUGUUCUUCUCAGCGGUGUUCUGAUAAACUGGCUCGGCGUUGCCAAGACCUAUUUUGUUUACUCUGUGGUGACAUUUAUAGUUUUAGUUCCUUUUUCACUGGCUAACUUUUGGAUCAGAUCGAAGGAUGAGAGAGGGAACAGUGACCAAGAAUAUAAUUUAUUGGCGAAGGAGACAGAGGAAAACCACUGAUGACACUGAAGUGCUUAAAAGUUCUUACACCAAAAGCGUGUCGAGGUAUCGCCAACUUACACCUACCCGCAAGUUUCUUAAGUCUGUCGAAAAAAAUUUCCGCUACUACAGCGCCACUACGACCUUGACUGACUUUUACUACUUUUUUUUAAUCAUCUUCUUCUCUUUAAAGUUCAGGAAGUAAACUAUAGCUAUAGUUAUAUCACCAUACCGUGAGGUUCUGGUCGACAUGUCGCUGAUACGCACUAAUCUACUACAUAAGUGUUCUGGGAAUUGUCCAUUUGAGCAUUUGUAGAAUAAACAUAAUUAAUUUAGGUAGUCAGUCUAGUCUCUUGCAUAGGGUUGCAGUACGUUGGUCUCUCGUUUUAAGGCUUAAAAUAACACGAGCUGCUUUUUUCUGAAGACGAAAAAUUCGUCUGUUACAUUUUAGGUGUGUUGUGAAAAAAAUUAUGCGGUCGUUUAGGGGAAGAAAUAGUCUGAUCGAUCUAAGAAGACCUAUACGUUUUGUCAGUUUCCGACAUAGUUGUUCAGCAUAUUCAUUAAAGGUGAGGUCUUGAUCGACAUAGACUCCAAGUAACUUGUGACUUGUGGCGUUGUCUAACUCUUCCCCUUUACGGGUAAAGAUUCUCAUCUUACUGACACUAGUACCACCGAUUUUAGUGCGUAGCCUAGUUCCAGUUACAAACCUAGACUAGGCUACGCACUAAAAUCGGUGGUAUCAGUGUCAAUGAGAUGAGACUCUUGGUUUGGUUAUCGAAAAAAAAUCUCAAGCCUUGAACCAAAAUAAAAUUGACAUGUGUACACGAAAUACUUGCAAAAAGAGAGAACGAAAGAAUACAAAUACUUUUGAAAAAAUUCACUUAAAUUCUUCAUUUUACAUGUACAAACUCAGAAAACUUGUACCGAGAAAUGAAUUACACA
Molecule: messenger RNA, 2665 nt
Organism: Pocillopora verrucosa
Lineage: Eukaryota; Metazoa; Cnidaria; Anthozoa; Scleractinia; Pocilloporidae
Product: major facilitator superfamily domain-containing protein 6-like
Cellular component (GO): membrane
Source: RefSeq, a predicted model, not a curated record